Xyrauchen texanus (razorback sucker) is the source of this 2608-nucleotide messenger RNA. Its product is annotated as RCC1 and BTB domain-containing protein 1-like. NCBI's taxonomy places the organism in Eukaryota, Metazoa, Chordata, Actinopteri, Cypriniformes, Catostomidae. Gene Ontology annotation, molecular function: protein binding. The coding region runs from base 182 to 1777 and encodes 531 amino acids. The record is from RefSeq and is a predicted model, not a curated record. The transcript is spliced from 12 exons.
GGAAACGCGUUUAUUUCCUCGUUGACGUGAACGCGCUUCGGCAAACUGAAAACACUGGAGAAAGCAAACAUCAGUGCUGAAUAUAUGCGUUUAACUUCUUGUAGGCUCUAGGCACAAGCAACAGCACGGGUGUCUUCAGCUCUCUUCUCUAACCCCACCCCCUCACCACAAGAGAAUUGCCAUGGUGGAUGUCACUAAGUGGCCUCUCUUCACACUCUUGAGUGCUCAGGAGCUCGCCUCCAUAAGACAGGCAUGCAUUUUCGGAGCAUAUGCUAAUGAGGCCAUCUACAUCACCCAUGAUGAUGAAGUGUAUGUGUUAGGUCUGAACUGCAGUAAUUGUCUGGGCACUGGAGACAGUCAGAGCACCAUUGUCCCUAAAAAACUGGACUCUCUGAGUGGGAAGAAGGUGGUCCGUUUAAGCUAUGGCAGUGGGCCUCAUGUUCUGCUUGCCACAGAAGAGGGGGAGUUGUAUGCAUGGGGGCAUAAUGGGUACAGUCAGUUGGGCAAUGGGACGACCAAUCAAGGUGUGUCACCCGUCCUGGUGUCUUUAAACCUGCAGAACAAGAGAGUGACAGAGGUGGCCUGUGGGUCUCACCACUCUUUAGCACUGACCCAUGAUGGUGAGGUAUUUGCUUGGGGCUACAACAACUGUGGUCAGGUGGGUUCGGGGUCCACCGCCAACCAGCCGGCACCCCGCAAAGUGACCAACUGCCUCCAGAACAAAGUAAUGGUCAGUAUAGCCUGUGGACAGACCUCCUCCAUGGCUGUGGCGGAUAAUGGCGAGGUUUAUGGGUGGGGUUACAAUGGAAAUGGACAGCUGGGGUUGGGCAACAAUGGGAACCAGCUGACAGCGUGUCGUUUGAUUGCGCUGCAAGGCCAAUGUGUGCUGCAGAUUGCCUCUGGUUAUGCUCAUUCACUGGCCUUGACCGAUGAGGGAUUACUGUAUGCAUGGGGGGCCAACACUUAUGGCCAGCUGGGCACCGGCAACAAGAGCAAUCAACUCGGCCCUGUUCAGGUCAUGACUGAGAAAGAAAGGAUUGUGGAGAUCGCCGCCUGUCAUUCCACACACACAUCAGCGGCAAAGACGCAGAGCGGUCAGGUGUACAUGUGGGGGCAGUGCCGCGGACAGCCACUCGUGCUGCCACACCUCACGCACUUCACCAGCACGGACGAUGUCUUCGCCUGCUUUGCCACCCCUUCUGUUAUGUGGCGACUGCUCUCCAUGGAGCAUGAUGAUUUCCUGACUGUAGCAGAGUCCCUAAAAAAAGAGUUUGACAAUCCUGAGACCUCGGACCUCAAAUUCAGCAUAGACGGCAAAUACAUCCAUGUCCACAAGGCUGUUCUCAAAAUUAGGUGUGAGCACUUCAGAUCAAUGUUCCAGUCACACUGGAAUGAGGAUAUGAAAGAAGUGAUUGAGAUUGACCAGUUUUCUUUUCCGGUGUAUCGCUCUUUCUUGGAGUUCCUUUACACUGAUAGUGUAGAUCUUCCUCCUGAGGAUGCUAUCGGACUGCUGGAUCUUGCAACCUCAUACUGUGAAAACAGACUAAAGAAGUUGUGCCAGCAUAUCAUAAAGAGGGGCAUCACUGUCGAAAACGCUUUCUCCCUGCUGUCUGCUGCCAUUAAAUAUGAUGCUGAGGAUCUUGAGGAGUUCUGUUUUAAAUUCUGUGUCAACCACUUGACUGAGGUCACACAGACAGCUGCAUUCUGGCAGAUCGACGGCAACAUGCUGAAGGAGUUCAUCUGCAGAGCCAGCCGUUGUGGAGCUUUCAAAAACUAACUGUAAUGCCUCCAGACAUCCACCAGAAAUACACAGUCUCAAACUGUAUUGGCCAUGGAACCAAUCUGUUACUUCAGGCUGUCAGAGGGUGCUGUUACACCAGAUAGUCAUUUACACACACUAUUGGGUCCUAAGGCUAGGGUUAGGGCCUUGUUCAGCAGAAAGCUGGGCACCUUCCACCAAUGUGCUAUUAAUGUCCUGUGCAACUAUAUCAAGGGUAAGGUUGCACAUUCAUCUGUUACAAGUGUUGGUCAGUCAGACAGUGUAAGUUCCUUUUCAAGUCUUUUUGGAAAAGAGACAUUGCACAAUGCUAGUAACACUUCCUAGUGCUGCUGACAGGAGUAAUGUUUGCAUAAUAAAGUGGGAGGGAUAUUGGAGUUUGAUAAUACAUUUAUUACAAUGCUGCUUCAAUACUCCACAGCUACGUCUACAAAAACUAUGACAAUUGCACUCAGUUUGAUGUUUAAACUUUGCUAAAAUAAAAAGUAUUACAAAUAGUUGCACUCAUAGAACAGUAGCUUCCUUUUAAAGGAGCUCAUAUAGGAUCAUUCAAGUAUUUUGGAUAAUCUUUUAGUUGUUUCAGGACUUUCACCUUUUUAGUUUGCUGUAACUUAUUAACCAACUAUAUUGUUUGUUCUAUGUACAUACUGUACAGAUUUUUGCAUUAGUUUUAUAAAUGUAUUUGUGCACAUCAAGUGUGCCAUAGUUUCUCUUGUAAGUUAUACAACUUUAUCUCUAAAAGGUGUAUAAAGAUUUUCUCAUAUGUUGCAUCAGUAUUUGUUGCAGUAUUUCUAUGUCUAUAAAUAGUUUCCCAAUUAUGGUGUCAUAAUU